Molecule: messenger RNA, 3755 nt
Organism: Talaromyces stipitatus ATCC 10500
Lineage: Eukaryota; Fungi; Ascomycota; Eurotiomycetes; Eurotiales; Trichocomaceae
Product: C2H2 finger domain protein, putative
Exons: 1
Coding region: 1-3540 (1179 amino acids)
Source: RefSeq, a predicted model, not a curated record
AUGGCCACCCAGGAUCAGCUUAAUCCACUCUCGGCAUUUGUCCAACAAGCCUUUGAAGAUCCCUAUCUCUCAGGCCCUUCUGAUCUGGAAGAGUUUGGUCUCGAACAGCAGCAUCAUACGCCAAGUGCUUCGUCUGCUGAUCCGCCUAGUCGCUUAUCGUCGUUAUCGCCUGCUGAUCAGAAAUUAUCGAACGAUACGUCAAUGCAUAAUUUCGACUUUAAUGACUCUUCGUUCGAUGAUUCCAGGUAUCUUGACUUUGACGAACCAGGAUCCACUGAUCCUCUUUUCUUCAACAACGACAUGCUAUCCGGGGAGGAUGGACAGGUCUCGGCUUUUCCAAAUGCAGAUACUUAUAAGAGCGAGUACCAAGAGAACGAGAGCCAGAACUUGUUGAAUCAUAUUGGUGGUAAUUCUAAUUCUGCUGAUACUACUGGACAACGCCAACCACAGCCCUCAAGGUUGGCCAUUCCAGACGCUGCUCUUGACAACUCUCAUGGACAUAACCGUUCAAGGUCGGCACCAUCGCUUAGUCCUAUAGUGAAAAUAUCCCAGGUUCACCGAGGUGACUCUCCCACAAGAGAGGACGACGGAUGGAGCCCACGCAAGAACAAGCGCUCGUCAGCUCACUUGUCUGCCGCGGAUGAUUCCAUAGAGGACAGCGAAGAACUGGAUCCAGAGGAAGAGUCGGGUAAUGGCGAACGGAGCUUGUCGCCUUCUCGAGCCGAAGAUGGUUCAUGGAUUCCGGAUGCAUCAACUGGUCAUGGAGGCGUCGACCCCUACGCUCGUAAUGAUGAAAUCGGCCCUAGCCCGAAAGAUCUAGAGGAGCAACGUCAGCGUGCUGAGAAAGAAGUCGAUAUCCGUAUAUGGUCAGCCUCGGUAUCUGUCGCGAAUAGUGAAGCAGGCGAUGAACCUAGCUCAGGGCCGCGUGGCAGAAUCCGAUCCGUCAGCGCCGUUGGGACACGACAGGAUUACUUCAACCUGACCAGGCCUGACGACUCCCGCAUUCCGGGACCCGGUCGACUCAUACACGAACUAGACCCGGGAAGCGAUUUUGAGACUUCCUCUAACGUAUCGCAUGCCGACUCACGCGACGGGCUACCCACUCUGGCGUACACACCAGAAGAGAAUCAGCUUGCCGAACAACUCAAUCGAUCUUAUCCAUGGAAAGAUCCACCUCAGUAUUCGUUUCCACUGGCAAUAAGGACUCAACCAGAGUCCUCGCGAUCUGCAAUGCAACUAUACGAGGAAAUGGCCAAAGAAAUGGACAAGGUUUCUCGGGUUGGUACUUGGGGCUCGCGAAGGCUUAAUGACGCCGAAGUCGACAGUUUCUUGAAAUCAGAUAGCUUCUUCAAGAAUCUGUCUCUCAACAAAGCGGCUAUACGCAAACUUUUACCCAAGCGAAGUAGCAGUUCUUUGAAAGAUAAGAAACGACAUUCUCGUCAGCCAAGCUUUGAACCAGAACCGUCCGAUCCACCCCCCCAGAAGAAGGAAUCAGGUAUAGCUGCUAAGCUUUCGCGCCGGCCGAGCCUCAAUCGCCACAAGUCAUCCACUCACAUCAUGGCAGCUGCCAUCGCUGGUACAAUGGCAGCCAGUAUUGGAAGCCAUAACUCUCUCUCAGCAAGAUCACCUGUGAGCCCUGGCGGGGGGACACUCAGUCCAGUGGCGCCUUGGAUGGGUAAGAGAAUGAGAAGCAAGAGUGAAGGUUCGGGACCAGUGCCGCCACUCGCACAACUUACCAUACCGAACCUAGAACAACGGCAGGGAGCGGUACAACGACAGCCCUCUCCAUUGAUUGAGUCUCGGGCAUCUGUAGGGUUGGAUGGCGACGACGAAGAAGAUGACGAGUCCCCUGACGACAAGGGAAUCUUCAUGGACCUAGCACCCUCUUCGCAGCAGAUUGUACCAACAUUGGAAGGCUUCAAACACCAGAUUUCUCUCUUGGAUCCACGACUUGAGCCGGCUCUACUACAACGUUUUGCCACGGAACAAUUACGUCGUUACAAGAAGCUGAUUGAUGAGCUGGAUAGGCAUGCAAGAUCAGUGGAAGCUGGGCACUGUGAGGCUAGCGAGAGAUGCUUUGCAUUGGGUGGCCGUGCCAAAUUACUUCCUCCUCGAGCAAAUGCCAAAGACCCUAGCGCUACGUAUUGCCAGUUUCAGAUUCCAGGCCAUGAAAAUAGUGAUGAUGACGAUGAGUUUGACGAUGAGAAUAACCAAUCUCUUGAGAACUCUGUUAUCCCUGCCGUGUUUGCUGAGGGUAUCCGGAUACCUCCAGUCAAGCGGUUGCCCGCGGAAUUUGAAUGCUCGUUGUGUUUCAAGGUGAAAAAGAUACAAAAGCCAUCUGACUGGACGAAGCACAUCUAUGAGGAUAUAUAUCCAUUUACUUGCACAUUCCCUGAGUGUACGAGUGAACCAAAGUCAUUCAAGCGCAAGGCCGACUGGGUACGCCACGAAACUGAGCGACACCGGCACCUGGAAUGGUGGGCAUGUAGCAUGCACAACUGUGGACACAAAUGCUUCCGAAAGAACAAUUUUGUGCAACAUUUACAUCGAGAACAUAGGUUUCCUGACCCUACUGCGAAAAAGAGCAAGGGCUCGGCGGCUAGUGGAAGUGGUAAUACUGCUGCAGACGAGAGAGAGAUCGCCAAAAUGUGGAAACUGGUAGAAGAAUGCCACCAUGAGACGCAAAAGAGACCCGAGGAAGAGCCAUGCCGGUUUUGCGGCAACGUUUGCAAGGACUGGAGGAAACUGAUGGUGCAUCUAGCGCGACACAUGGAACGAAUUGCCCUGCCUGUGCUACGACUUGCUGAAGAACACGCUUCAUCGACCAAUAAUAAAACGAUGAAUAUGUACGAGAUUGCGCCAGCCCCGGCGCCUUCUAUAUCAUACAGUUCCGUGGAAGAACCGAGCCUAAGUCUGAAUACGGAUAUUAUGACCAGACUCGGCAACCCCAACAUCUCUGAUAAUAGUAUCAGCAGUCCUAUGAUGAUGCAGUACGAUACUACUACUCAGCAAGCGCCACCUCACAUGUUGUCCCCGACGAUCAAUAUAGAUAUUUCUCCAUCAGGCACGACAUAUCCACCAGCAUCAGUCACAUCAUCCUAUCUACAACCCCACUAUACACCGGUCCACCGAAAUUCCAUGUCCUAUCCGCCGCCAGCGCCCAACAUGAAUGUGAUGGCAAUCAGACAACCGACCACCAUGUCAGCCGCGAACAGCAGUAAUAUCGGUCCAGCCAUAUUCCAGCAACAGCGACAACAGCAACUACAUGUUUCAACAAUCGGACUAGCCGGCCCCCAAGAGCCGCUUUAUCAAUCUCCACAAGACACAUGUUUCAAUCCUGACGACUAUCUACCUACAACCACUACUUCCGCUGGAAACUACACAUCCGCGCCUAUGGUUACUUAUACAAUGACAACAUCACCAGAAACAAUGACGAGUAAUGCAACGUACAUGUCAAGAGCGCCAAUUGCAGCAGCGGCGGCGGCACAAAUGCAAGAUAACGGUCAUACGUAUCCGCCUGCUACGUAUCAUUAUCAAUGACCCCACGGUUUGGAUCAUUGGAUUAUUGAUGAUAAUUUAUGUAUUAUGUCUGGAUACCCUGUCUCUUCUCCCAUAUUUAUUAUUGGCUUUUUUUGCUUUUUCCCUGUUCUCAUACGUCUCGUUUUUGUCUUUUGGUGUAUAGAAUUGUUAUAAUAUAUAAUAUAUUGUAUACGCUAUAUCAUGGCUAUGAGGAAAUGAUUCUUGAUAACCUCUUG